GCCGGGCCAAGAUGGAAAAUAUCUAUUAAUCUGCCAUCCCAUAGAAGAGCACCACAAGGCCAUCACGAACUAGAGGUUCACUUUCUCUCCCUCUCUUACCUUCUUACUAUCCUUCAAUCCUCCGGCAGGCUGUAGUUCCUUUCCUUAAGGUCCUUUUAGUAACUUUCGCUUCAACUUCACCUGUGCAGGCACACCUUUUUUAGGAAAUUUUUACCCUUUCUCGUCAAAUCCUCUCUUGUAUUUUUUCCACAGUGCUCUUUGGCCCUGUUUUCCCACUGCACAAUCGAAAAUGCCUUCUAUCACACGGACUCUGGCCUUCUCGGCCCUUUUGGCUUUUGCCAACGCUCAGGGCGUUGUCCUGAAGGCUGUCGGUGACAAGGGCGAGAGUGCACCUCUCCAGGUCGACCUGAAGAACCCUGCCGACAACAACUUCAUCGCCGACGCUGAGAUCAGGGAGAACAUUGUCAACGCUUGUGGAAGGACUUCUGCUGGUAACAUUGAUAUCGGCGAGACUUCCGAGAUCAACCUGUCCAAGAAUGCCGUCACCAGCGUUAAGAAGGGUAGCAACCUCGUCCUCACCAUCAAGCAGGGUGGUGCCAACGGUGCUGGUCCCUUCGACUGCGACUUGGAUCUCACCAACAACUCCAACGGUCUGACUGGCCAGACCAAGCUCAAGACCAAGGAGGCCAAGAAGGGCGACAACAUUGAGGUCACCGCCACGAUGCCCAACGACCUGAAGUGCAUUGGUGGUUCUACUGGUAACCUUUGCAUGGUCCGUUGCCGUAACAAGCAGAACUUCGGUGGUUGCGUCGCCAUCCAGCAGAGCGACACCACCCCCAACGUCAACAGCCCCCAGAACAUCAAGACCGCCGCCACCCUCAAGAGUGUCUUGGAUCAGGUCAACGAGGACCAGCGUGACUUCAAGACCACCGUCAAUGCCAUCGCCACCGCCUCCGAGAAGGACCAGGGUGCCGCCGUCGCCAAGGCCCUGGUCGACGCCAACUUGGCCAGCGGCGUCCUCAAGGACCAGAACACCACCCGCGUCGCUGCUCCCGCCGCCGGUGCUAAAAACAACAACAACAACAAGAACAACAACAAAAACAAGAACAAUGGCAAGAAGAACAACGCCAACGCAAGGACCGGCAAGAAGAACAACGCCAAGGCUAACGCCAAGGGCGGCAGGAAGGCCAAUGCUGCUGGUGCUCAGGGCGCAAAGAAGAAGGCCAAUGCCGCUGGUGCUCAGGGUGCAAAGAAGAACGCCAGUGGCGGCAGGGCCGCCAAGAAGAACAACAAGCGCGAGCUAUUCAGGGAGAUCAAGAGGUCAGACGCCGAGGACGUCGAGGAGGUCCAGGUCAAUGCGCAGAGCGCCGCCGGGGAGGAUUUUUUUGACGACGAGGAGUAGAGUAUUUUUUCCGUUACUCUCAUUUAAAAAAACAACCCUUUUUUACCCUUUAAAACAUCAACACGUCAAGUAGCAGAUAAUGGACGGUCCCGCGGGUUUUUUCUCUGACGGUGGCAUUCACUUGUCCUACCUGAUGAGUGUUUUCUCCCCUGGGGCUUUUCAUAAUCUGUGGUUAUAUGUAAAUGUUCUUCUAUGCACAUCUUUUGAGUUACUAUUUCUUGUACUUUUUGGGAGCCAUUAUACUCUUUUUUUUGGUUGGAACUACUGCGUUGGCUUUUUUUAUCAGCUUUUGAAGGAUAUACCGGACUGGGUCCACUUUUUUGCUUUUUUGUUCUGUUUUAUUUUGUUUUGGAAGAGCGAGCAUGUGGUUGCCAAAUACACCAACAAUCUUAAAAUCUAAAACUUGUUCGGGAAGAAGGAUUAACACUUUGCUUGCACCUGCGUAAACUGAUUGGAUACCCCAAGUCAGCUGU
Messenger RNA from Pyricularia oryzae 70-15, 1875 nucleotides. RefSeq lists its product as uncharacterized. Lineage: Eukaryota; Fungi; Ascomycota; Sordariomycetes; Magnaporthales; Pyriculariaceae. Bases 290 to 1402 code for a protein of 370 amino acids. The transcript is spliced from 3 exons. The record is from RefSeq and is a predicted model, not a curated record.